AUGGGCGACUUCGAUGCGAGUGUCUUCCAAUUUGAAGAUUCUGGGCUGGUUGCUGGGCAGGCGUACUACUACACGAUCGUGGCCACGAAUGGCGACGACGGCGAUCCAGUCACAAUCUCGGCGCAGCCGGCCGUCGUGCCAGACAAGCCUGACCCCGCGCUCCUGGUUGCAGGCGGAGACGGCACGCUCAAUUUCACCUUUACGCCGGCCACAGGGGCAGCCGCGGGUCAGUCAACGAUAGUUAGGUUCACCCUCUACCGCAAUGACGGCCUCGGGGGCGUGCUGCGCUUCAGCUACGACGUCGACAGCGACGGCGCCUCUACGGAGUCUCUGGGUGUUGGCGGCCUGGUGGAGGGGCGCUCCUACCUGUUCCAGACCUCUUACUGGAACCGGGUGGGGCAGAGCGAGCUCAGCGACGUGGUUUCCAUCCAGUGCUGCGACUUCUCGGUGCCUGGUAGCGGCCCGACCAACCUGCGCCGCGAGGGGGACCAGAGUGACACGAAGAUCACGGUGGCCUGGGACAGUGUGACCGACAUCGGCUCGUCCACGCUGAUAUACUACACCGUCUACGCCGACGACGGCACCACGGAGGUAUCCAAGAACACCGCAGACGCGGACACCCUGUCGGAGUUCUUCGAGGGCCUAGACGGCGGCAGACCGUACCGCUUCGCGGUGGCGGCCGUGAACGCGGCGGGCGAGGGGCCACGCAGCGACCGCCUGACGCUCAUCUGCUCGGACGUGGCGGGGCCGCCCCAGAGCGUGCGGGCCACCGCCUCCUCCACGAGCUCGAUCACGCUCGAGUGGGAGAGGCCGCUCUCGGGCGGCUUGGGAGGGCUCAGCGGCUACAAGGUGUACGUGGACGACGGCUAUGGAGGCGACAUUGACAAUCUGAUCUGGGACGGGAGCACGAGGAGCUCGACGUUGUACUUCACCUGGGCCCCGACGUACACGGACGGCACCACCGCACUUCUGCCUGGGAACGCCUACAGCUUCAUUGUGCAGAGCGUCAAUCCCACCGGCGACGGGGGGCAGUCCUCUGUCUUCAGCACCGUCGCCGCCUCCAAGCCGCUGGCGCCGGGCCGUCCUGAGCCGGACACGGCAGCCACCACUUCCGCCUCCAUCACGCUUGCGUGGACGGCGCCCGACGAUGGCGGUUCGCCAAUUCUCGGAUACAUCGUCGAGCGGACAACCGACCCUUUCUCUGGCUCGUGGCUGCAGCUGACGACCCGAGACUCCCCGCACACGGACACAACCCUGACAGACACAACCGACAUAGCCGUGGACCAGAGGUACACGUAUCGCGUCAGUGCCUUCAACUUAGUUGACAUCGGCGAUACGAUUUACUCUCCUGAGGCAUACAUCUACGCUGCGUCGGCGCCAGUGGCGCCAACGCUGACGUUUGUCACUUCGACCGAGACCACGAUCACUGUUUCCUGGAAUGCCCCCACAUCGGAUCUGCCCAUCACUGGCUACCAGGUUUACGUUGACACCCUCCUGCAGUACGAUGGAACUGGUAUCCCGACCACACAGACGUUCACUCUCGCUGGAUGCUCAACGGGCUCUCUGUACUACUUCAAGGUCGUUGCCGUAAGCCUCGCAGGAGAAUCGGCCGAGUCCACAAGCCUGGCGCGGACUUGCGCCCGUCGACCGUACCCGAUGGCGCAGCCGUAUUUGAAGUCCUCGACUCAGGUUUACAUCGAGAUAGCGUGGGAACCGCCGAGCGACAACGGGGGCAUGCCCAUCACUGGCUACAAGGUUCAGUCCGCCAAUUACGACACUUACAUAUUCACCAGUGUGCAGUGCUUGAAGGAACCUGGACGGCGUGUACUCCACUGUGCUAUCCGCCGAGACCCACGAUUGCUUGGACGACAGGGGCUACCUGUGCACCGAUGGCAAGUGCAAAUACCGCGUGCUGGCCAUCAACGGCAUCGAGGACGACAACUUCGCGGAUGUGUCUCCCUAUAUCGUGGCUAG
Messenger RNA from Prorocentrum cordatum, 1974 nucleotides. The record is from the annotation of a GenBank genome assembly. NCBI's taxonomy places the organism in Eukaryota, Dinophyceae, Prorocentrales, Prorocentraceae.